This is a messenger RNA of Asterias rubens (European starfish), 2708 nucleotides long. RefSeq names its product carboxypeptidase B-like. Gene Ontology annotation, biological process: proteolysis. Gene Ontology annotation, molecular function: zinc ion binding; metallocarboxypeptidase activity. NCBI's taxonomy places the organism in Eukaryota, Metazoa, Echinodermata, Asteroidea, Forcipulatida, Asteriidae. The transcript has 10 exons. The record is from RefSeq and is a predicted model, not a curated record. Bases 1235 to 2521 code for a protein of 428 amino acids.
GGUUCAUACUUCCUGCGAAUGCGAACUCAAUGCGAAUUUGAUGUGAAUUUGACGUCACAGCUCUGUUUUCGCUGCGAUAUUCGCAAGAGAGUUAAACACAACUCAACCCCUGCGAAAUAUUCGAUGCAAAUUUGUGACGUCAAUAUUUGUAUCGCUUUUGUAGGAAGUAUGAACUGAGCUUUAUGAUGAUAAGCAAACAUUUCCUUCUUAGAGAGGGAUGGAGGUAAAUUUGCGAGUUUAAAGAAAAAUGUGGUGGGGGACAUGAGGGCAACAGCAUCAACAAAAUUACUGACAAGGUAUUCAACUGGCUGAGAAAUGCGAUGUCUAGAAAUAAGUGUUUUAUUAAUUUAAGCAUUUCUGUAAAAUGUUUUUGGGGAUGAACAAAGUUUACAAUUACCUAGUCAGUUUCCCUUAGUGCUUUUAUUUUAAACUUUUAAGUGCCAGAAACUUGACUGCUUUCUGAUAAACAAACUAACAGAUUCAGUGAAUAAAUAACAGAUUGAAAAAUACAACAGUGGAAUACAGUGCCAGUUCAUUUUAAAUUUGAAGCUAAUUUUUUUGAAGGCAGUAUGAGUUAACUCCACAUCAUGUCAUUUUCAUUCCUAUUUAAAAGGUUUCUAUUUACUACUCAAGAGUUGUUUUCUUUUCCAGAAGAAUAAAACUCCCUCAUCCCACUAGGAUCAUGUUUAUAGUUUCCCCUUUGUCAGAGUAUCAGCCAUUCUAGACACCAAUCAAGUGGAGUAUAAAACACCUGUUUCGGUUAAAUUCAUAAUUUUGAUAUGUCUAUCGAUGUCCCAUGUUUUGUUUGACGCCAAACUUCAAUACAAUGAUUAACUAGAUAAGGGACCCAAACAACCACAAACUAAUCUCAUCUGAUGCAGAGAUAGUUCUUGUACAUGGUGAUACCGCACCGUGCUGACCUGGUUAAACUCCAAACUAAAAAGUACCAAAACUCACUAUUAGAGAAACCUACAAACAAACAUUCAUGCAUACAAACUAAUGGUCCCGGCUGUAACGUGGUAGUGCCACCCCAUCAUAAGUUGGACAGAUGGAAUUAAAAAAUACCAAUGCUCACUAUUAGAGAAACCUACGAACAAACUUUCAUGCAUACAAACUAAAUGGUCCCGGCUAUAAUGUGGUAGUGGCACCCCAUCAUUAGAUGGACAGUGCAUAAAGCGCAGAUGCAGCUGGCAGGAGAUCACUUUCUAAGCUCUCCACAAAGGAACAAGACAACAUGAAACUUCUUCUGGUCUUGUCGUUGUGCGUACUUGGCGCUUUUGCACAAAGCAAGACUUAUGCUGGAUACCAGGUGUUCCAGAUUACACCCCACAAUGACAUUCAGCACAAACAGAUGAGUAAUCUCAACUUCAUCUUUAACGAGGAGCUGGAUUUCUGGAGUAGCUCUCCUGUAAACCAACCAAGUGAAGUCAUGGUACCUCCACACCAUGUCGCCCAGAUGAAGAAUGAACUGGCAGACAUGGAACUUGACUACACCAUCAAGUGGAGUAAUGUCCAGACGCUGAUCGAGAAAGAAAAUGCAAAGAUUCAAAGUCGAGUCCCUCAAAAUACCUUAGCUUCUUUUGACUACAAUGUGUACCACAGCUAUCAGGAGAUCAUGAACUGGAUUACGAAUUUUGUCAACAGCGCACCCCCGACCAAACUCACACUCACUGAAAUUGAAGUUGGACGAUCUUAUGAGAACAGACAAAUCAAGGCAAUCAAGUUGAGCACAGGAAGCGGUCGUUAUGGUGCGUACACCCAGGGUGGGAUACAUGCCAGAGAAUGGGUGUCACCAGCCACUGUUAUCAAUCUUCUCAAAAAGUUUGUUGAUGGCUACGCAAAUGGUGACACCACUGCAGUCAAAUUCUUUGAGAAAUUUGAUUGGUAUGUCAUUCCUUUACUUAACGUUGAUGGUUACUUCUUCACCAGACCCGAAUCUAACCCAAGUGACAGAUUGUGGCGCAAGAACCGUCAGCCAACUACAAUUGCACAAUGUGUUGGAAUUGACAUGAACAGAAACUAUGGAUAUAAGUGGGCUAGUGGAGGUUCAUCUUCAAACCCCUGCUCCCAAGUCUACCACGGUGAAGCACCUUAUUCAGCUGGUGAGUUGAAGACAGUCACAGAUUGGCUUCUUAGCAUGAAGCAAACAUUCCACAUCCACGUCGAUGUUCAUGCCUUCAGUCAGUACUGGGUCUACCCAUACGGCUACUGCUACACUUCAGAAAGAAAGACUGCCGACCAUUAUGAUUUGCAAUAUGUUGCAAAAAAAUCCACAGAGGCACUGACUGCAGUGCACGGAACAUACUACAUUUACUCGACAGCCGGUGACUGGUACCCAGCAGCUGGAUCAAGCGAGGAUUUCGGCUACGAGAUCCUCAAGGCCAAAUACACGUACACCAUUGAGAUGAGAGACACAGGCGCAUAUGGCUUUGAGCUGCCCGAGAAUCAGAUCAAACCAUGUGGGGAAGAAACCUACGCUGGCUUCCACAAAUUCUUCAGUUUGGUCACUGAUGAGUACUAAAGCAAAGGUGACUGAGCCAGAUAAAAACCACUGAUCCCACUGAAGGAAAAUCAAAUAAAAACACCAAAAAUUCCCCCUCCCCCAAAUCAAAUAUUGAGAGUUUUAUAAAGUCGCCUCAUUACUGAAAUAAGUUGAAUAACAUCCUAAAUCCAUUGUGACCAAACAUAGAUACAUAGAGAGAGAACAA